AUGGAAAGAGUUCAGGUGACUCUGGAUCAACACACAGCGCAUCGCUUUCUCAUUCUGUCUCCUAAUCUGAAGGAAGUGAGAUGUGGAGACAAACACCAGAACUUGCCUGAAGACCCUGAGAGAUUUGAUGAGAACUUCUAUGUGCUGGGCACUCAGAAGUUUAUAUCAGGAAGGCAUUGCUGGGAGGUAGACGUACAAGUGGACGGACAAUGGGCUGAGUGGGCAGUGGGAGUGGCUCAAGAGUCAGUCAGGAAGAAGGGAGAGAUCAGCCUGAGUCCUAAUGAGGGAAUCUGGGCUGUAGGGAAACUAUCUGGUACCCCUUUCUCACCUACAUCUUAUGUUGCUUUCACUUCCCCUAAGUGGGCCACUUUGACCUUGAAACAUGAGCCUAGAAAGAUCCAGGUGUUGCUGGACAGCGAAAUAAGAAGUGUAGAAUUUGUUGAUGCUGUCACGAAUGAGUUGAUCUUCACUUUCCCUUCAGCUUCAUUCUCUAGGAGAGAAAUCCGUCCUUUUUUCUGGGUGUCCUGGGGGGCCAGAAUGAAUUGCUGAAUCUUGGCAAGAAUCCUCUCUGGCCCUCCCCUGCACUCUGGGGAAAGAAAAAAAAGGACAUGACAAUUCUAGUACUUUC
Messenger RNA from Rhineura floridana, 628 nucleotides. Its product is annotated as thaicobrin-like. Gene Ontology annotation, molecular function: protein binding. The record is from RefSeq and is a predicted model, not a curated record. NCBI's taxonomy places the organism in Eukaryota, Metazoa, Chordata, Lepidosauria, Squamata, Rhineuridae. The transcript is spliced from 2 exons. The coding region runs from base 1 to 549 and encodes 182 amino acids.